GCAAUGGAAAAAUACAAAUUGGAUAGCAGAGUGUAUGGACAGGAUAAAGCAACACAUCAUACCACUGAUUUUUAUAGGGAGUUCAUGAAAAGGAAUCUAGCUCUAAAAAGCGUGAGGAUAAACAGUCUUCAAAUGUUUGAAGAAGAAGAGGACUCAAAAGCACGCAAACUAUCACAUACAUUUUGCCAUGUUACCUGGGGCUUGAUAGACCAAUAUAGCAAAACACCAUGAGUAGGUUUCCUUGCCAAACUAGGAUUGGGAGCUGAAAUAGUUUCACAACGGAAUUCCAGCACACAAUAGCCUUAUGAAUGUUCAGCUCUGUUAGAUACAAAUAUACACACAGGCAUAUAAUCAGGUAGUAGUAAAUUGCUUGUUAUUGUAGCCAGAAGCCCAUGUGACUUGAAUCGUAUCAAGUAACUAUUAUUACUAGAUUUAAAAUAAGCAGUGUCAAGAGCCCUAACUAGAACAUAAUUGGACAGUACAAACAGGGAAGUCAAAAUAACUCUAGCUAUAAAGCCCCCACCAAUCCUCAGAAUACAAUUUGGGAUUAACGGAAACUCCAGGUCAGCGCAAUGGAACAGCUGCCCGGACUUGCAGUAGAGAAGUUGCAGAUCUUUGAACAAGAGGGAUCCAAGUUCUCUGGGAAGCCUCAUGCCCCUGUGGAAAAAUACUAUGAAGCUCUGGUCAAGGGAGACCUGAAGAAGCUCAAAGCGCUUAUCGAUCAGUACUAUGAAGAUGUCAAUAUAGUCUUUGAGAUCAAUAAAAAUGAACUGGAAUGGCAAGUGAAAAGCCAAGCUGCUUAUGGACUGUCAGGCCUGUGGUCUCUGGAAUACAAGAGGGAUCUAACCAACCCGCUCUGCAUCUCAGCCAGCCACGGACAUACCGCUUGCCUUCGCCACCUGCUCUUCUGGCGGGCCGACCCCAAUGCAGCCCCAGGAGGACGAAGCGCUCUCCAUGAGGCCUGUGGCAAAGGGCACACCAACUGCACGGAGCUCUUGCUGGAACACAAGGCUAACCCUAAUCUUCUGAGUGAUGAGGGUCAAGCCCCUUUGCACCUCUGCACUGGCCAGGACACACUGGGGUGUGCCAAAGCUUUGGUGAGAUUUGGUGCCCUGGUGAACCUGCCAAGUGAAGAAACCCAAGAAACUCCUCUUCACAUUGCAGCCAGACAUGGCCUUUACGACCACCUGCAGCUGUAUUUGAGGUAUGGAGCCACUGUGGAUGAGAAGAACAGCAUGGAAGAGACAGCGCUCAGUGUAGCUUGCAGAGAAGCCAAGACUGUGGAGGACCAAGAGAGCUACUUGCAAGUAUGCAAACUGCUGCUGUUGUAUGAAGCAGAUGUGAACACCAUGGAUGAAGAAAAAAAGACCCCCCUUCACAAGGCUUGCAGGAAUGCAAAUCACAGCUUGGUCCAGCUCCUUCUGCAGAGAGGAGCUGAUGUCAAUGCUAUAGAUUACAACGGGGCAUAUCCCAUGUCCUGUGUCCUGCAGGCAGCAGCGUUUAAACAAGAACUGAAGCCACAUCUCACGGUACAAACCUUGCUAAACUAUGGCUCUCAGAAAAUAUGGCCUACAGCCUUUGUCAAGGUACUGAAAUCUUGUGCCUCUGUGCCAGAAAUCAUUGAAAUCCUUUACAAUUCCUACCGUCAGCUGCCCAUCUCUGAAAAAUGGGUAGAUGUUAUUCCAAAGGAAGAUUUUCAGAGGCACCUAACUUUCUACGAGUCCUUCUUUGCCCAAAUAAACAGAGUCCAGUAUCUCCAACAUUUGUGCCGUUGUGAAAUCAGGAGGCGAUUUGGCAGUAAAUGCCAUUAUCUCAUCCCUUUGCUUCCUGUGCCUAAACCACUGCACAAAUACCUCCUCUUAGAGCCUGAAGGCAUCUUGCUUUGAACAACUGCCAGAUCACCAGAUCUCCUUGCUGUUGUGACAUCCCCAUUGGUCUAUGACUUUGAAUAAAGAGUUUACAAUUUUGGUUAAAAUGCAUGCACACAUAUGCAAUUUCAGAAACUAUGUUGUUAUGAUCAAAGCUUUACUGUGAGCUGAAGCUUGUGGUUUUCCAGCAUUUGCGUAUGAUGUGCCUUGAAAAUCCUUUGAUUUGAUAUUUAUUGCUUACUUCACACUCUAUUUUUGAGCAAUAUGUUAAUGCAAUAUAAAUAGUACAAACAAUCUAUACCAUAGAGGAUUAGCAACACUUAGGUAAAAGCAUUUCUUUCUAAAAUGUUGGGACACCAGUAAAAAGUGACUGAGAGUACAUUGCUUGGUGUUUUAUUUUAAAGUGCUAAUAAAAUAUGAAUGAUCCAUG
Anolis carolinensis (green anole) is the source of this 2298-nucleotide messenger RNA. It is a transcript of the gene asb18, whose product is annotated as ankyrin repeat and SOCS box containing 18. Gene Ontology annotation, cellular component: cytoplasm; nucleus. NCBI's taxonomy places the organism in Eukaryota, Metazoa, Chordata, Lepidosauria, Squamata, Anolidae. The transcript has 5 exons. Gene Ontology annotation, molecular function: protein binding. The record is from RefSeq and is a predicted model, not a curated record. Gene Ontology annotation, biological process: regulation of barbed-end actin filament capping; intracellular signal transduction. Bases 573 to 1886 code for a protein of 437 amino acids.